Molecule: messenger RNA, 848 nt
Organism: Didymella exigua CBS 183.55
Lineage: Eukaryota; Fungi; Ascomycota; Dothideomycetes; Pleosporales; Didymellaceae
Product: Bax inhibitor family protein
Exons: 1
Coding region: 108-728 (206 amino acids)
Cellular component (GO): membrane
Source: RefSeq, a predicted model, not a curated record
CGACUUCAAGUUCGGUGGUGUCGUCGCGGAGGCAACCCUUGACAUCCGCAUGGCCUUCAUCAGGAAGGUGUACGCCAUCUUGUAAGCUGCUUUACGUAUUGUGUUUCAUGCGGCGCGAAACUAACAGCACCAGGACUGUCCAGCUCCUCGCAACGGCUGGCGUCAGCGCACUCUCCAUGACCAACAAGGCAUACCGCGGCUGGGUCCAGUCGAACCAGUGGAUGAUGUGGGUGGCUCUUGCCGGUACCUUUGUCUUCCUCGGCCUCACCUUCUGGAAGCGCAAGUCGCACCCCAUGAACCUCGCCUUCCUCGCCGGCUUUACAGCUAUGGAGGCGUACUCCAUCUCGGUCAUCGUCUCGUUCUAUGAAUCCAGCAUCGUGCUGACUGCGUUGGUCUUUACCCUGGGCAUCUUUGUAGCCCUGAGCGUGAUCGCCUGCCAGAGCAAGUACGACUUCACGCACUGGGCUCCGUACCUGUUUGGUGCGGUCUGGAUCGUCAUCUUGUUCGGGUUCAUGGCUGCGUUCUUCCCGUACAACAGCAAGGUCGAGCUGGGCUACGGCAUCAUCACGGCUUUGAUCUUCUCCGGAUACAUUCUAGUGGACACGCAGCUGAUCAUGCGCCACUACCACCCCGAGGAGCACAUCGCCGCGGCCAUCUCGCUGUACCUGGACAUCAUCAACCUGUUCCUUGCGAUUCUGAGAAUCCUCAACUCGCAGAACAACAACUAAGCGCGGUCUUUUCACCAUCUAUUCUAUUAGCAGCAAAUUGUACGGCGUUCGAGGUGUAGAUAGCAUGUGUGCAGGUAGCAUGUGUGGAUACAGCGUAAUAGUCCUGUUUGAAUAAACCAG